AUGUCUGGCGGAAGCAGCAGCAAUAGAAAUGAGUGCAGAAUAUACGUCGGCAAUCUUCCUCCCGACAUAAGGACAAAGGACAUUCAAGAUCUAUUUUACAAGUUCGGCAAAGUUACAUUCGUGGAUUUGAAAAACAGAAAAGGACCACCGUUCGCUUUUGUAGAAUUUGAAGAUCCCAGAGAUGCAGAUGACGCAGUCCGUGCUCGUGAUGGCUAUGAUUAUGAUGGCUACCGCCUACGCGUAGAGUUCCCACGCGGCGGAGGGGGCGGUGGUGGCCGUGGAGGCCGUGGAGGCCCUGAGCGCUUCGGAGCACGCACCGCAACAAGAGGCCCACCUGCCCGCCGUUCUGAACAUCGCGUACUUGUCACUGGACUGCCUCCUUCAGGAUCCUGGCAGGAUCUAAAGGACCACAUGAGAGAAGCUGGUGAUGUCUGUUUCGCUGACACCUUUAAAGAUGGCACCGGUGUGGUUGAGUUCUUGCGCCAUGAAGACAUGAAAUAUGCUGUCAAGAAGCUGGAUGAUUCUAGAUUCAGGAGUCAUGAGGGCGAGGUGUCGUAUAUCCGCGUCAAGGAGGACUACGGUGGUGGCGGCGGCGGUGGCGCGGACCGUUACAGUGGGGACCGAGACAGGUCCCGGUCGUACUCCCCGCGGCGGCGCGGGUCCCCGACGUACUCGCCGGUGCGGCGCAGCUACUCGCGCUCCCGCAGCCGCUCGCGCUCGCACAACUACUGA
Molecule: messenger RNA, 732 nt
Organism: Spodoptera littoralis (African cotton leafworm)
Lineage: Eukaryota; Metazoa; Arthropoda; Insecta; Lepidoptera; Noctuidae
Source: the annotation of a GenBank genome assembly